Poeciliopsis prolifica (blackstripe livebearer) is the source of this 8893-nucleotide messenger RNA. RefSeq names its product large tumor suppressor kinase 2 (gene lats2). Gene Ontology annotation, biological process: G1/S transition of mitotic cell cycle; positive regulation of apoptotic process; regulation of organ growth. Lineage: Eukaryota; Metazoa; Chordata; Actinopteri; Cyprinodontiformes; Poeciliidae. The coding region runs from base 546 to 3998 and encodes 1150 amino acids. The record is from RefSeq and is a predicted model, not a curated record. The transcript has 9 exons. Gene Ontology annotation, molecular function: protein serine/threonine kinase activity; ATP binding; protein binding. Gene Ontology annotation, cellular component: spindle pole; nucleus.
UCCAACUUUGUGCUGCAUUUCUGAUCCUGCCUGGAGUCUAGGCAGAAAAUGGAGGCUCAUUUCAUCAUAUUUAGCCCGCUGCCCCGUCUUCGCCGACCUCCUCCACUCCGUGUUCGCACCUAGCGGCCUCCGAAAGUCGACUUUUGACGGAAUUUGCGCCCCCAGUCUGGACUUUUUCUUGUUCCUUCUAUCACAUGGCGCACACUGGCAUCAUGGUUUGGCUCUGCAUUGCCCACACCCACAGCUGCAUUUCCUGGAACAAGCUGCAACCUGAGCCUUGAGGCUCCCACCAUGGAAUGCUUGUAGUAUCCAGGAUUGCCUCCGUCUUCUCCAUCAGGAAUUAGAAACGCAGUCAGAGGGAAACGACACAAGAGGCGGGCUUCUAAAUCCAGGCCUCUGCGCUGAGCUCCUGGAGGCCUUUUAUCUAUUUAGGUCAGCCGGGUGGAGAGGGUCCAGUUGAGCAAGUGCCAGUUGGUGUGCGGUCGUCUCCCCCGUUUUAGAGUAGGUGCCUGCCCGGGGGCGGGGGCUAGGGGGGCACAGAGGCCAUGAGGCCCAAGACGUUCCCAGCUGCCCCGUACGUGGGCAACACACGGCAGAGGCUCCAGGAGAUCAAGGAGGGCCUGAAGCAGCCGGCCAAGCUGGUGAGCCAGGCGCUGCAUGGCGGCAGCUCCCGUUCCGAGGGGAGCAGGGCGGCCGAUUCAAAGAGCGGGAAGGACACAGCCAACCGGCAGCAGCAGCUCCGGCCGCCACAGAAAUUCAACAACUACCAGAGCGCUCUGCGAGAAAUCCGCAGGUCCCUCAUGCCGUUUGCCAACGAGUCGGGGGAGGCCGGAGAGGUGAACAGGCAGAUGCUGCAGGAGCUCGUCAACGCUGGCUGCGACCAGGAAAUGGCAGUGCGGGCACUGAAGCAGACUGGAAGCAGGAAUAUCGAAGCGGCCUUGGAGUACAUCAGUAAAAUGGGUUACCUUGACCCUCGCAACGAGCUCAUUGUUAGGGUCAUUAAGCAGACUUCACCAGGAAAAGCCGGCAUGCCGAACGGGAUGGACCACCGUCCCGCUUUAGAGGCUCAAGGAGAGGCCGGCGCCCUGCCUCCAUAUCAUCAGAUGGGGGCAGCAGGUUACGGCCCUGAGAGCGACCUGACCAGAGCCUACAUGGGCGCUCCCCCUGUCAUGAACUACAUGAUGCCCCCGUCGAGUGCGGCUCAGGGUCCCGCUAUGGGCAACCCGAUGGGCCGGCCUCCCAGUAUGGGCAGCUAUCCUCCGGUGAUGCCCACCCAGAGCAACCCGGGCAGCGCCAUGUACCCACCGGGCGCCCCGCAGAAGGCCUACCCCGGCAGCAUGGAGCAGCACGGGCCCAUGAUGAGCUACAACCACCAGGGUCAGCCGCUGCAGCUCCAGCCGCAGCCACCGGGGGGACCCGUCCCAGGCCCGCACUAUGAAUACGCUCAUGCCAGGCAGCACAUGAUGGAACCGGCCGGAUACGGGGUCAAGAGGACCCCCUCCUUCCAGAACAAGAUGCAACCGCCCCCAAUGGGACCUCCAGACAACUACGUCAACAUGCAGGCGAAAGGGGCAAUGUCUCAGAACGGGACGGCGGGCGGAGGAUACCCGGCCAACCUGUAUCUGUCCACUCACUCCCACCCCCGCCAGGCCAGCCCCACAUCCCACCAGGUCCACAUGAUGUCCCGGUCCCCCGGCGGCGUCCCACCAAUGGGCCCUGAGUUCUCAGACCUGCCUCAGGGUAUGAUGACCCCCUCCAGAGCCAGCCUCAACCUGGACCUGUAUGAGCACCAUUGGGCCGGCCCCCCGGGUGCUGACGGGACACCAGGGGCCAGGCCUCCCCAGCCCCAGGGCCCGUUUAGAGGGGAAGUACGGGUUCCCAGCAGAACAAAUUCCUUCAACAGCCGCUCCGCUGCUCCGAACGGCGUUAGACAGACCAUAACUGCACCCCCGACUGCCGGGAAGCAGGACUCCUCUAUGGGGCCUCCAAACACCAUCACAGCUGUGACGUCCCCACCCAUCCAACAGCCAGUCAAGAGCAUCCGCGUGAUGCGACCAGAACCCAAAACGGCGGUGGGUCCGUGCCAUCCAGGUUGGAUGACGGCUCAGGCGCCGGACGCGGCAGAACCCCUGCCCUACAUGCCGGAGGAGACUUACCCGCUAGAGCCCGCCCAGGAGCCGCGUUGCCCCCCUCCACCGUACCCAAAGAGCCUGCUCAUACCUGCAGGAGAGCCGGGGGUUCUGGAAGGAGGCGGAGCUAGCGGCCCAGAUCUCAGCAACGCCACCGCCAGAGGCAGCCGCAGCAGCAGCGGGGGGAGCGGGAAGGCCGAGGACAGCCAGCAGGUCAAAGAGAAGACGAAGGCGGGCAAGGGAGAGAAAGCGGUGAAAGACAAGAAGCAGAUCCAGACAUCACCCGUUCCCGUCAGAAAGAACGGACGGGACGAGGAGAAGAGAGAGUCGCGCAUCAAAACCUACUCGCCUUUCGCCUUCAAGUUCUACAUGGAGCAGCACAUCGAGAACGUGAUGAAGACGUACCAGCAGAAAUUCAACCGGAGGCUGCAGCUGGAACAGGAGAUGUCCAAGGCUGGCCUGUCGGAGUCAGAGCAGGAGCAGAUGAGGAAGAUGCUGAACCAAAAGGAGUCCAACUACAACCGACUACGCCGGGCCAAAAUGGACAAGUCCAUGUUCGUCAAAAUCAAGACUCUCGGCAUCGGCGCCUUCGGUGAAGUAUGCCUUACGCGGAAAGUUGACACCGGUGCACUUUAUGCCAUGAAAACGCUGCGCAAGAAAGACGUCCUCAACCGCAACCAGGUGGCCCAUGUAAAAGCAGAGCGUGACAUCCUGGCAGAAGCAGACAACGAGUGGGUGGUGCGCCUCUACUACUCCUUCCAGGACCGCGACAGCCUCUACUUUGUCAUGGACUACAUCCCCGGAGGAGACAUGAUGAGCCUCCUCAUCCGGAUGGGGGUCUUCCCCGAACACCUGGCGCGCUUCUACAUCGCCGAGCUGACGCUGGCCAUCGAGAGCGUCCACAAGAUGGGUUUCAUCCACCGCGACAUCAAGCCCGACAACAUCCUCAUUGACUUGGACGGUCACAUCAAGCUGACGGACUUCGGCCUCUGCACGGGCUUCCGUUGGACGCACAACUCCAAAUACUACCAGAAAGGGAGUCACAUCAGGCAGGACAGCAUGGAGCCCAGCGACUCCUGGGACGACGUGUCCAACUGUCGCUGUGGCGACCGGCUGAUGACGCUGGAGCAGCGCGCCAACCGGCAGCACCAGCGCUGCCUGGCCCACUCGUUGGUUGGAACGCCAAAUUACAUCGCCCCGGAGGUUCUGCUGCGCAAAGGCUACACUCAGCUGUGUGACUGGUGGAGUGUGGGAGUGAUUCUUUUUGAGAUGUUGGUGGGACAACCACCUUUCCUCGCUCCAACACCUACAGAGACUCAGAUUAAGGUCAUCAACUGGGAAAGCACCCUCCAGGUGCCGCCGCAGGUCAAGCUAAGCCCAGAGUCUGUGGAUAUCAUCGGUCGACUGUGCUGCUCCGCCGAGGAGCGUCUGGGCGCCAACGGCUCCAGCGAGAUCAAGGCCCAUCCUUUCUUCUCAGAGGUAGACUUCUCCAGUAACCUGCGCCAACAGCCGGCUCCCUACCGGCCCAAGAUCGCCCACCCCAUGGACACGUCCAACUUUGACCCCGUGGAGGAGGAAGGGGGGCCCGGGGCGUGGAGUGACAGCGGCGACAGCACCCGGGCCCUGGACGUGCUCUGCUCUCCGCACGGCAAGCACCCAGAGCACGCCUUCUAUGAGUUCACAUUCCGGAGGUUCUUCGACGACAACGGCUGCCCCUUCCGCUACCCGAAGCCCCCCGAGGCCGACGCCUGCCUGAGCGUCCCCAGUUUGGGCCCGGAGGAGGGCGAGGAGACGGAGGAAGAGGAGGAAGUGGAAGACGACGAAGAGGAAGGAGAGGGAGGGGAGGGAUGCGAGCCGGUGUACGUCUAGAGCCGUUUGCUCCUCACUGCCGCUGGAGGUGUGCAUCGGUGUGGAGAGGCUGAACAUGUCUGUGUAAAGCAGGAGCAGGAUGAGAGGCACAUCGCCCCCUAGUGGGCUGACUGCAAAUCUCCUCCAAUCUGGGACCAACUAACAGCAGAAAGAUAGAAACCAAGAGGAAGCAGACGGGAGUUGAAUAUCAUUAUUAUUAUUAUUGCUAUUGUUAUUAUUCCUGGAGGACCGGUUUUCUGCGUCUGGUUCUCCCAGCGGUUUCCUGUCCCAUUCCUUCCACCAUCGGUCUUACGGAUGAUUGAAACACCUGGAGAACUGCUUCUUGUUCUGCUGCUUUGCACUCACGGCGAUGUGACGGGUGGAACCAGUUUACGGACUGACUGCGUCUCUAUCACAGCUUCUGCAAAAUAAGCUAAAAAAGACGAUGACUCACACGCACGGCCACGCUUACUCAGUAUGACCCCCGGACGUACAGCGCUUCCUCAUCUUGGGUUCAUGAACCUUGACCUUUUUUUUUUUUUUUUUUUUCACUUUUUGCCAUGUUGACAACCACAAACCUCAGUUUAUUAUUGGAUUUUAUGUGAUUGACCAACUGAAAGUAGCACAUAAUUGUGAAGUGGAACGAAAGAGAAUUUCAAAUGAAAAUCUGAAAAGUGUGGCACACAUUUCUACUCACAACCAAUGAGUUGAAUCAUUUUCGGUGCAUGCUUACCAGCUGGAGACUUUGCUUCCCAGGAGAGCAUCUGUUAACAACUUCAUUUUAUUUAUUUUUUUGCCACAGAUUCUUGAUUGGGCUUACGUCCAGACUUUGACUGGGCCACUCCAACACAUGAAUAGGAUUUAAUGUAAACCAACGAUUUGUGUUGCUUUCCCAGGGAAUAAUUUAUUUUGUUUUCGGGUCGUCUACAUGGUUUGUUCCCAGCUGAACUUUUGACUUGCCGGUCUUCCACACACUCAGGAUUGCACUAGAUUACAUUUUAGGCGAUCAAGAGUAAACGGGACUGAAUACAAAUGCACACCACACUUUUUAGAUUCAUUUGCAAAUAAAAGGCAUCCACUUCACAGUUUUGCCCAACUUUGUGUUGGUCCAACACGUAGUAACCAUGGUAGUCUGUGUUGGUAACGUGACAAAAAAUGUAAAAAGGUGUGAAUACUCCGUGUUAGUGUUUUGAUACUGUCUCUCACAAAGUGUCUGGGACAGGCUGUGCUCAACAAGCACAAAAAGGUGUUCAAUGAAACUAAAGUGUUCUUCAGAGUGUUUAGCGCCAUCUUGCGGAUGUAGUUGAACCUGCCUCGUUUUGUGCCAAAUUUAAUUCAGGGAGUCUCCUCCUCGUCCUCCUGUUCUGACCGUGUCAAGGUUCAGCUCAGGUCGGUCUUGACUUUGCAUUAGGUUUAUAAACACCAAAGCAGAUUUUGAUCUAUUCUGAAACACUGCAGUGAUUUAAAAAGAAUUUUUUAAAAAAAACAAAAAUGUUCUAUUUUUAGGUAAAUUUUGUCAGCACUUAUUGGGCCCGUUUUUCUCACUAUGUUUGACAUUUUCUUUAUUUUUACAAGAAAACACGGGCCUGUUUCAACUAAGUACUUAUAAACUGAAGCUCUGAUAUCCAAACAAAGUAAAAAUGCACCAAUCAGAGUUUUGUGGCCAAUUUUUGACAUAGUUUUUGUAAAAAUCUAUGUGAAUCUACUUUUUUUGUGAAAGCUCUUACAUAGGAAAUGUUUUUUUAUGUGUGUGUGGCCUUCCUGUUACGAGUGAUCUUUAUUUAUACUGCAACAUCACAGUCAGUGAGCGAGAGAAAGAGAGGGCUGUCUUAGAAAAACAGAUGUUUACUGUUUUAAAAUCAAGAUUAAAUUAUUACAGUAGUGAUAUUUUUUGAAGUAUUAGCACUUAGCCCGGGAAACCAAAAGGGCAGCAAAUAUUUCCAAAUCCAGUUUAUUGCAAGCCAGAUAAGGUUGAAAGCUUCAUGAGAUAAAAACUGAGUGAACCAUAAGUCAUAGGAAAUAAUUUCCUUUUUAAAUGGCUUCUUCGAAAACAGCUAGCUUUGAGUCUUCACUCAAUAGCAACGUCCACACCGAAGGGUGUGGCGAAACCUCGGCACUUAAGUUUCUACCUACGUGUGCGGUUCUUGACGUCAGACGUUUUCUUUUCGCAUGUUUAAAACUUUUCACCGAGGGUGAGGAUAUCGUCACGGCGACUUUAAUUCGUCCGUCUGAUCACGAAAGAACUAGAAAAUAUCGCGAAACAUCCGAAUAUGAACCGAAAAACUAAAGGACUUUUUCACAAAGACGAAACAGAAUUCCAGCUGCUUUGCAAAAAGCCAGCCCCCCUGCAGUUGUGUUGCAUCUUAGCCGUCCUCCUGUCGUACGUUCGGAGGCGGCCAUAAAAAAAAUCGAACCAAACAUGUGACAGUGUGACUAUGUGCAAUACAGAAUGACAUGUAUAUAGUUUUCUAAACACAAAAUGCCAUGUUAGAAGUUCAGAAAUGUACAAAUACCUUGAUUUAUAUAAAUAUAUAAUUUUCUUUUUAUCAGUUAGAAGAUGCUGCUUAUCAUUGUGGUUAAUAUUAUUUACAUGACGUGUUCCAUCUCCUGGUUCUGUUACAGUUUUAAAGAAUGAGUGUUUGUGCUCUGGAAGUCUCUAGCCGGGUUUUGUGGCGCAUGUGGCCACUCCACGACGAAGUAGGCGAAUGUGAUGAUGAUUAUGAUGAUGACGAUGAUGAUGAUGACGGCGGUGGUGGGUGUUUGCAGAACAUUGGCGGUUGGGCUUCUGGACUCCUUCGGCCGGGCUGGUCCCGACCGGCGGAGACCGGAGCGGUUCAGAGGAAGACGGAACCGAAACGUCAGAUAAAAAUGUGUUAAUGCAGGUGGAUUCAGUUAUUUCAUCCGUAAAUGUUGCCUUCUCUCAUACACAGAGCUCCAAAACGGUUCGACAAAACGUCCUGUUGUUUAUCCCGAGACGUCAGCGUCGUCCGUCUAGAGUCGGAGUUCUGCUUCUCACCGUCUCCCGUCGUUUCGCUGUUUGACAAUCACCAGAUCAGCAGAUGGUCUCUAUGAUGCUGAACUGACUUUUGAAUUAUUCAUCUUAAUCGGUUGAAACCAAACCGCUCCUAAAACUUUAUUCUCGCGAUUUUAUUAUCAGAAAGUCACAACCGUUCAAGUUCUUUUUCCUGGGUGACGGAAGCUGUGGGUUCAACGUGGCUCCGCACAAGAGUGUGUUGGUUUGUUUCUGCUUGACAAUGUUUUUUAUAUCACUUUUUGUUCACGUAAAUGUGUCUUCGUUUUUUUUUUUUUUUUUUUUUUCUAUCCUAAGCAACACAAUCUUAAGACUGCCUUGUUUUUUGUAGGGUUUUUUUUCUUCUUUUUGUCUCUUGUUUUUGCUGUGGGGAGUCUGACAGAGAGAGCGCGCUCUGUUUCACUGUGUUCACACCUUACCAAAAAAAUCCCAUGAAAACCACACAAGUGGUUCACAUAACCUUUCACAUGUGAAAGCACAUAUAUAUGUGAUUUUGGACAUUUUUGUGGUAAAAUCACAUGUGAAAAUGUGGGAGUCACAUGUGAAAACAUGGGAGUCACAUGUGAAAACAUGGGAAUCACGUGGGGGGGUUUCCACAAAAUAUUGCAAAAUCGCACACAAACGUGAAAUUUUGUGUGAACCACAUAUUCAUUUUUAUGUGGCACAUGAUUUUCAGAUGUUAUUUUUGCACGUAAAAUUGAUUAGAUGUUUAUCACACAUUCAGUAUAAUCACCCAAUCUUUACAUGGCAAAAAAAUCUGAUCUUGUGUGGUGCACAUGCGAGAAAUAUGUGACGUGUGCGAUCCCAUGUUGAGCAAACCAUGGGUCACACAAACAAAACACUUCCUCACAUGUGGAACAUGUGAAUUUCGUGGGAUUUUUUUCGUAAGGGCACGCAACAAACAUUCCUCUUCUUCUGAUCCAGAACAAACAAGCCGACCAGCAGAACCCAGAGAAUAUAAGGAGCAAGGACAGAGAAUUAUAAGGACUGAAGUUAACGUUUCCAUCCAAUCCAAUGCAGAUUGAAACACCCAGAUUGAGUCGUUCACUUAUUUUUCUUCAUCUUGACUUCAUGUCGCUGCAACCAGACAUGCGUAGGUGAAAAAGUGUGAGACCCAGGCUUUUAUAAAUUUGUCUUUUGCUUGAUUUUUACAUUUCAUUCGAUAGGCUAGCUACACAGCAGCAGCUAUAACUUAAUGUGAAAUUACCAGGUUUGUUUUGAUGAACGUGUUCAGCGCUAGUUUCAAACCGGACUGAAGCCGACUUCAUGCAUGUAAACGCCGCCGGCUGUGACAGACAGAAAUGAAGCCAACUAAUCAGAAUUGUGUUUUAACAGUGAUCAAAGGCUGGUGCUGCUCUGUCAUUGUUCCCCAGUGCCGUCUGUUGUUCCGUCUUCGUUAACCCGGGCCGCCUUCCCUGUGGGCAAAGACGGCUUCAGAACAAGCGAACGCCACAAAGUGUGUGUCGUGUUUUCCUGGAUGUGUGUGUUACAGAGUUACGACUGACAAUCUCCAACUUACUUUGUCCUCUCAUUUCCUUAAGGCUUUUAUAAACCUUCAGUUUAUAUUUUUUACUCUAAAGCACUUAAGUUGUUUUGUUUUGUUUUUUUUUUGCCUCUCCUUUGUGUUUGAUACAAUCUUGUUACUCUUAAGAUUUAUAUUUAUACAGAUAUACAUAUUUUUGGUAUCUUCUUAUCCUCUUUUGUCUUUUUUCCCAAGUUUUGUGCUAAUGUUGAAAAACCAUGAACGCAGUAUUCAUGGAUACAUGUUGUAAUUUUGACCUUUUUUUUUUUUUUUUACAUUCAAGUAUGAACUGAGAAAUUGUAAAAAUACUUUUAAUGUCCUGGUGUGUAAAAUGUAUGUGUAAAUUAAAUUAACCAACUUGAA